AAAGGUUUGUUUUGUGUUCGAGUGUUCUUCAAUAAGAACUGAACAGAUUUAGAAACCAUGCAACAGUCAUUGACAAUAAGACGAACAGUCAAUGCUUCACAAAAACCGAAAACAAAGUUUCAUUUGCAAAUUGUUAUGUAGCGUUUUGUUCAUAACUGGAGCCGCUUGCGCGAAUAUUGAUAGCGUUGUCCAUUGGAUUGUGAAUUUUUCAAACGUAUUCAAGGUGGUUGUGUUUUCUUUACAAUAACGAAACUUUGUAAUAUUGGAAAUAAUAUUUUAUUGUUUGUCCAGUUGAAAUUGCAGAUUUUUUCUUAUUAACUAAUUGAAACAUUCAAAAAAUAUUCGUAUCCAGUAUAGAUAGCGGUAUUCGACCUUUAUAUAACCGUCCAAAGUAUGUAUUAUAGGUAGAAGCCUAGAAGUCAUUUUUUGCAAUUUUUGUUUGACAACAUGUUUUCCAAAAGUAUCUUUUGAAAAGAUUUGAUUAACACACAGUUUUUAGCUGAGAAAAUUCCCUUCAGGAAUCUGAGAACUAUAAGUUCCUUUCCAAGUACACUCACCUAAAGAGAACUGAACAGAAGUUAAUUUUCUUUAUAAAGAAUAUACCUGUAUUUUAUGCCAUUGCCUAAACCUGCAUGAAUACGGAAUCAAAACGGAGAAACAAAGUCAUGAAUUGGCAAUACCCAUUUUUUAUGAAGAAAGGAACAACUGACGGAAGAAUAGCAGCUCCAGAUCAAAGUUAUAAGCAACCCUGUUAUACUAAACAACUCAAAUUAUCAAAUACUAAAAUAAUGUUAUCGUUAUGACCAUAGGGUGACCAUAGGGUAAACAUAGGGUGACCAUAGGGUGAACAUAGGGUGACCAUAGGGUGAACUCAUUAAAACACAUAAAACACUCAAGCGCUGCAACGUUCAGGGAAAAUCGUUGGCAUUAUAACACAGGAACAACAACAGAUGGUAUAAACACAAAUGCCCUCCAUAAGACUUACUUUGUCGUUGAAGAAGAUGUAGUUGCCUUGGUGACCGAAAGAGUUCUACGAAUGGAGAAAAUCUGACGAAAAAAAUGCUCGUAUUUAAACCACGUUCAUACGAAGUUAGCACAUAAUUAAAGUGGAAGCUUUAUUACAUUGGAAAUUCAAUCGUGUUCAAGCAUGUUAUUAUUGUCAUCGACUGUCAAAAUCUUCAAGAAUGUCCAAUCAAGAAUGUCCAAAAUUUUUAGAGGAAUUUUUAAUAAGUACGUGCAAAAUGUCGGUUUUAGUAAUAGUGGAUUCAGCAAACAGAGAAAGAAAAAAGAAAAUCUGGACAAUAACAAAGUUCAUCAAGACAACUGAUUUUCUUUGCACGUGUUGCAAGAAAUUCACUGAGAAAUUGAAAAGCACUCUUUUUCUACAAUCAGUAAAUUCAUGAUAAAGAAUCCUAAACCUUGGCUAAUUUCGCAGAAACUAUUUGACCAUCCACAACAUCACGAUCUUACCUGAAAGCUGUGAGGCAAAAGUGCAGACUGAAGUCAUCCAUAUUAAAGCAACUGCUCUUUCAUAUGCUUUUCCAGAGGAAGAAAGAAAUUUGGACGCUUGUUGCGCCGCUAUGUUGAACAAUCUGAUCAGGCUCCCAAAUAGACAAGGUGAAAAAUGGUUCUUACCGUUGAUGAGGUGUUUCAAGCAGUUGGCGACUAUCAUAAGUUCCAAUGGUUGAUGCUUGCUAUUAUUGGUUACACUAACUUUGCAGUUGGUGCAAUUCCUAGUUUGAUUGUAACAUUCAUCACUGCAGAGCCAAAUUGGCAAUGUGUGAAAGGAUAUAACAGUUCAAUCUGUAAUUUUAACGAAUCCAUUGGCUUGACCAGUAAACAUUAUAAAGACAGAUGUGACAUGCCAAGAGAGGCAUGGACGUAUGUAGAAGGCUUUACAUCUACUGUGACAGAGUAUGAUUUGGUGUGUGAUAAGUCCAUUCUUCAAUCAGUUGCGCAAUCAUGUUAUUGGGUUGGAGCACUUCUUGGCUUAUUACUUGGUGGUUAUCUCUCUGAUAAAUUUGGUCGGAGAAAGAUUUUUAUUUGUGGAAUUGUUUCUGUAACUGUUGCAACAUGGAUCAUGAUUUUUCCAAAGUCUUUUGAAUUGUUCAUUAUUUGUCGGGUCUUUAUAGGAAUAGGUUCAGGUUUUUACAAUGCCACCUAUCUUAUCUUGCUCAUGGAGUUUACAACAGCAAAACAUCGAGCUAAGAUUGGCGCUUAUUCGUUCUUUUUCUGGGCAGCUGCCUUAUUGGUGCUUGCUUUGGUUGGAUACCUUGUUCCUGACUGGAGAUAUUUUCUCUUGGUCACCGCCUGCUUGGCUCUACCAUGUUUGUUUAUUUCUUGGUUUGUCCCGGAAAGCAUUCGAUGGUUACAACUUCAUGGCAAAGAUGACGUGGUUAGAAAACAACUAGAAAAAGUUGCUCACAUGAAUAGGAAAGAAAUGCCAAGUGAAGAUGUCAAAAUUAAUGAAAGCAUCAAGCAGUCUGGAAGCUAUAAGCAUCUCUUAUUAAGUUGGCAUUUUGCUAAAACCUUACUUAUUACCUGGAAUAUAUGGUUUGCCACUGCCUUAGUUUACUAUGGAAUUUCCUACAGCUCCGUUGACAUUGGUGGAAACAGAUAUCUAAAUUUUGCUUUAACAAGCAUUGUCGAACUACCAUCCUUCAUAUUGUGCAUGGUCAUUGCUAACAAGUAUUUUUUAAAAAGAUGUUUAUCCAACUGCCUGCAAAUUGUCAAGCUUGGGACUUUGUCAAGACUUAUUUACCAUAUUGUCCCUUAUGAUACAAAAAAAAAGAUUUUAUCGUUUCCUCUUAUUUAUGUAAAAUUGAAAGUGAAAAUACCAUUUAAAAUUGUAUUUUACUCGUUGAAAUUGAACUUUGAAAUGAACUUUUGCCGUUUAAAACAGAUCUUGUAUUAUUUUAGGUAUGGUCGAAAGAAAAUUGUGGUUAUUGGUCUGAUUGUGGCAUUUUUGGCAUCUAUCAGUUCGGUGUUUGUAGCAUAUGAUUGUUUGAAUGAUGUUAAGACUGCUGCAAGAAUUAUUUUGACGCUUUUGGCAAAAUUUUUCAUAAGCAUGUCAUUUUCUGGAAUUUAUAUUUGGAGUGCAGAAUUGUUCCCGACAUGCAUCAGAACAAUGGCUUAUGGAACAUCUUCAGGUGCAGGAAGAUUUGGAUCGUUUGCCUCGAGUUACAUCGUGUGGUUGAUUCGUGUUCAUUCCAUGCUUCCAUAUGGGAUUAUGGGUAUAAUUUGUCUCCAAGCAGCCAUUACAGCUUUGUUUCUGACCGAGACAAAAGGAAAACCAACAUUAGAAACACUUGAUGACAUGUUACAAGAGAGCACAAAGGAAGUGCAAUCAAUUGCUUUGAUUGAAAGAACUGAUUGUGUUCAAGACCAUUCUUAAUUGAUCAGCUAAAACCGUUAAGUGUAUUUUUUCAUCCUAAGAUAGCAAUACAAUUUAGACUUGUGGA
Molecule: messenger RNA, 3461 nt
Organism: Xenia sp. Carnegie-2017
Lineage: Eukaryota; Metazoa; Cnidaria; Anthozoa; Malacalcyonacea; Xeniidae
Product: solute carrier family 22 member 15-like
Exons: 13
Coding region: 1625-3394 (589 amino acids)
Biological process (GO): transmembrane transport
Cellular component (GO): membrane
Molecular function (GO): transmembrane transporter activity
Source: RefSeq, a predicted model, not a curated record